CACGUUAUCGAUGGGAAAAUAAAAUUUUAGACAAUAUGAUUUGCCUGAGCCGGGAGGAGACACAGAGAGUAACAAGCGGUAGAAAAUGGAUGAAAAAGGACAGAUUUAAAAAUUAAAAAUUAAAAAUUCUUUAAAAAAAGAAAAAUGUUAUUUAUUUAUUUAUUUUUUUCGUUUGUUUUAACUUCGGAGUUCCUGCGGGCCGGAUUUUGGACGCUGGGGGCCGUAGUUUGGGGACCCCUGGUCUUAAUUGUAAGAGAAAAAUAGCAACAUUUGGUGGAUGUAAAAUCGGGAUGAAUAAGAAUCGCGAUUUGUAUGUGAACCGAUUUUUUUACUGUUAAUGUUGGAACUACGGUGGCUAAGAGUUGAAUGCAAUGAGCGUGGAUGGAUUCGGACAAGAAGAGGUUAAAUUUCCCCACUGGAAAAGAGCUCCGUGGAGGGGCAGGACUGAAGGAGGCGUGUGUGUGUGUGUGCGUGGGUGCGUGUGUGCGUGUGUGUGCAUGGCAGUAGGCGCGUCAUUCCUGCUUUUUCCCUGAAUGAAAAAGCAGCGAGUGGGAGCUCCUCUGCACGGCUUUCUACCACCGCCAAGCUUCUGAAGGUUCGGGAUGUAAAAAAAAAAAAAAAAGAAAGAAAGAAAGCAAAAAAGAAAAAGAAAAAGUGGGAUGGAAAAGUUGCUUUGAGAUUCUUCUUCUCGUCCGGACCAGACGCACACGGGACUUGCGCGCAAAGUUUCCCCAACUCCGGACUGGAAUAAUGUAACUCAGAGAGGAGGUUAUAUCUUUUUUUAAAAUUAUUAUUUGGACUGAAAGGAGCGAUUAAAGGCUGCGGGGAUGCUUCUGCUGAGUGGACACAACUCCAUUUUCUCCGUACGUUCCCGCACACUUUAGAGAGGAGAAGACAUGUGUUGUUGACUUUCUCUUCUUCCCACUGUGGACUCUGGAUGCUCCCCCCUCUGACAUGACGGCGUGGAUGCUUUUUUUGUGAAUAAUUUGGAUUACGAGAAGAAGAAGAAGAAGAAGAAGUGGUGGGGAGGAUUCUUAUUAAGCAAGACCUUGAAUGAUGUCUUCAACUUCUACUGGAUUUGUAUUGCUGUUGGGAAUUAUCCAUGUGUGCUCAGGAACCCGUCUGCGCCAAGAGGACACGCCGCCCCGGAUUGUGGAGCAUCCGUCCGACCUGAUCGUCUCCAAAGGCGAGCCGGCCACCCUCAACUGCAAGGCGGAGGGGCGUCCCACCCCCACCGUGGAGUGGUACAAGGAUGGCGAGCGGGUGGAGACGGACAGGGACAACCCACGGUCCCAGCGCAUGCUGCUGCCCAGCGGCUCGCUCUUCUUCCUGCGCAUCGUGCACGGGCGGCGGAGCAAACCCGACGAAGGCUCCUAUGUCUGCGUCGCCCGUAACUACCUUGGAGAGGCAGUGAGCCACAACGCCUCGCUGGAAGUAGCCAUUCUACGUGACGACUUCAGACAGAACCCCGCCGACGUCAUCGUGGCAGCAGGAGAGCCGGCGGUUCUGGAGUGUCAGCCCCCGCGUGGCCACCCCGAACCCACCAUCUCUUGGAAAAAAGACGGAACGAACAUCGACGAUCGAGAUGAACGAAUCACGAUUCGUGGAGGGAAGCUGAUGAUCACCAACGCGAGGAAGAGCGACGCCGGGAAGUACGUCUGCGUCGGGACAAACAUGGUCGGCGAACGGGAGAGCGAGAUAGCCGAACUUACAGUGCUCGAGCGUCCCAGCUUUGUGCGUCGGCCCAGUAGCCAGGUGGUGUUGGUGGACCAGAGCGUCGAGUUCAGAUGCGAGGCGCGUGGCGACCCGGUUCCGACGGUACGGUGGCGGAAAGACGACGGAGAACUUCCCAAAGGACGAUACGAGAUCCGGGAGGACCACACGUUGAAGAUACGUCGUUUGACCUCGGCGGACGUGGGUUCCUACACCUGCGUGGCGGAGAACAUGGUGGGAAAGGCGGAAGCGUCGGCCAGCCUCACCGUCCAUGUGCCGCCUGCAUUUGUGGUCAGACCAAGAAACCAGGUUGUCGGCGUCGGCAGGACGGUCACCUUCCAGUGUGAGGCCACCGGCAACCCACAACCGGCCAUUUUCUGGCAACGGGAAGGAAGCCAGAACCUGUUGUUCUCCUACCAACCGCCCCAACCUGCCAGCCGCUUCUCCGUGUCCCAGACGGGCGAUCUGACCAUCACGGACGCCGAGCGCUCCGACGUGGGCUACUACAGCUGCCAGGCCCUCAACAUCGCCGGCAGCGUCAUCACCAAGGCCCUGCUGGAGGUCACAGACGUCGUGUCAGACCGCCCACCUCCGGUUAUCCGCCAUGGCCCGACCAAUCAGACGGUGGCGGUAGACGGCACGGUGGUCCUCACCUGCCUGGCGUCGGGCAGCCCCACCAUCCUGUGGAGGAAGGACGGGGUGCUGGUGUCCACCCACGACUCUAGGGUCAAGCAGCUGGACACGGGCGCGCUGCAGAUACGCUACGCUAAGCUGAGUGACUCCGGGGCCUACACCUGUAUCGCCUCAACCCCUGGCGGGGAGGCCUCAUGGAAAGCCCAUUUAGAAGUCCAAGAGUUUGGAUUUCCAGUCCAACCAAACAGACCCACUGACCCAAACUUGAUACCGAGUGCCCCCUCCAGACCCGAGGUCACGGAUGUUACCCGGACUUCUGUCACGCUUACCUGGAAGCCUAACCUCAAUGCUGGAGCCACGCCCACCUCCUACGUCAUCGAAGCAUUCAGCCAUGCAUCAGGCAGCAGCUGGCAGACACUUGCAGAACACGUGAAAACAGAAUCUUUCGUACUGAAGGCCUUGAAGCCCAGUGCCGUCUACCUCUUCUUAGUGCGGGCAGCCAACGCCUAUGGACUCAGCGACCCCAGUCCCAUCACCGAUGCUGUAAAAACACAAGACAUCCCUCCAACCAGCCAGGGCGUGGACCACCGUCAGAUCCAGAGGGAGCUGGGGGAGGUUCUCAUCCACCUGCACAAUCCCACCAUCCUGUCCUCGUCUUCCGUCAGGGUGCAGUGGACGGUGGAGCAGCAGUCGCAGUACAUACAAGGCUACAAGGUGAUGUUCCGCCCUUCGCCAGAGGGUCAGCAGCGGAGCGACUGGGCCGUGUUCGAGGUGCGCACGCCCGGCGAGGACAGCGCCGUGGUGCCGCAGCUCCGCAAAGGCGUCACGUACGAGUUCAAAGUGCGGCCCUUCUUCAACGAGUUCCAGGGCACCGACAGCGAGGUCAAAAUCGGCAGAACCCUGGAGGAAGCCCCCAGCGCGCCGCCCCGGGAGGUUACAGUGGCAGAGAGCGGCGACAAUGGCACCACCAUCGUGGUCUCCUGGCAACCCCCCCCAGAGGAGGAGCAGAACGGCGUGGUCCAGGAGUACAAGGUUUGGUGCUUGGGGAACGAGAGCCGGUACCACGUCAACCGCACUGUGGACGGCGCCACCUUUUCCGUGCUCAUUCCCAGUCUGGCCCCCGGGAUCCGCUACAGCGUGGAGGUGGCGGCUAGCACGGGGGCAGGGCCAGGGGUCAAGAGCGACGUCACCUAUUUCCAACUUGACGCAUCGGGCCGCAUGACGGAGGCAGUGGGCGGCGAGAACCCUCUGUCCCAGCAGAUCUCCGACGUGGUGAAGCAGCCGGCCUUCAUUGCCGGCAUCGGGACCGCCUGUUGGAUCAUCCUCUUGGUCUUCAGCAUCUGGCUGUACCGGCACAGGAAGAAGAGGAGCGGCCUCUCCAGCAGCUACGCCGGCAUACACAAAGUGCCGUCUUUCACCUUCACACCAACAGUAGCUUACCAGAGAGGUGGAGAAGGAGUGAGCAGCGCUGGAAGGCCCGGCCUUCUCAACAUGGGGGAGUCGGCCACACAGCCCUGGCUGGCCGACACCUGGCCCAACUCGUGCUCCGACCACAACAACUGCAGCAUCAACUGCUGCGCCGCCGGCAACGGCAACAGCGACAGCAACCUGGCCACGUACAGCCGACCCGCCGACUGCAUCGCCAAUUAUAACAGCCAGAUGGAUAAUAAGCAGAGCGGCCUCUUGGUGCCCGAGCCGGGGGUCUACGGAGACGUGGACUUGUCCAACAAAAUCAACGAGAUGAAGACCUUCAACAGCCCCAACCUGAAAGACGGCCGCUUCGUGGGCGCGGGCGGGCAGCCCACGCCGUACGCCACCACGCAGCUCAUCCAGUCGUCCAUCAUGAGCAACAACAUGAACGCAGACCGAGGGACGUCCGGGAGCGGCGGAGGGGAGCUGAACGACAAACACUGCUGGAAGCCCGCCGGCCUCCAGAAGCAGGAAAUGGGCUCGCAGCUGCAGUACAGCAUCAUGGAGCAGAACAAGCUGAAUAAGGAUCGCUACAGAGGCGGCGACACUCCCACGCCAGCCACCAUCCCCUACAACCACAGCCACGACAGCCACACCGGGGGAUCCUACAACAGCUCGGACCGAGGCAGCAGCAGCACCUCUGGCAGUCAGGGUCAGAAGAAGGGAACACGCACCCCCAAACUACCAAAGCAGAGCACAAUGAAUUGGGCUGAUCUCCUGCCUCCCCCUCCUGCAAACCCGCCCCCAACCAGGAAUGCACAGGACUACUCCCUGUCAAUGGAAGAAAGCUGCGACCCAGACAUGCAGUGCUCCGUGCCCCCCUCGCACAUGUACCUGCAGCCCGAUGAGCUGGAGGAAGAAGAGGAGGAGAUGGAGCGCGGGCCCACGCCGCCCGUCCGGGGCACGGCCUCCUCCCCCGCCGCCGUGUCAUACAGCCACCAGUCCACCGCCACGCUCACUCCCUCGCCGCAGGAGGAGAUGACGCCCAUGCUGCAGGACAGCCACGAGCGCAGGCGCCAUGCAGUGAGCCCCCCGGCCCCGCCUCGUCCCCUCUCGCCCUCACACACCUACAGCUACAUCACCAGCCCCCUGGAUAUGGACGGCAUGGAGGAAGAAGACGAGAUGCUGGAGGAAGACGAGGAUGAGGAGGGGGACCACACGGAUGCGGAGGUGGCCAAGAUGCACUACCACCACACCCACCCGCACCACCCCCAGCAGCAGAUGCAUCCGCGGCGGCUGCUGCUUCGAGGGAUCGAACAGACGCCGGCGUCCAGCAUGGGCGACCUGGAGAGCUCGGUGACGGGAUCCAUGAUCAACGGCUGGGGGUCCGCCUCCGAGGAGGAUAAUGUCUCCUCGGGGAGGUCCAGCGCCGUCAGCUCGUCGGACGGAUCCUUCUUCACCGAUGCCGACUUCGCUCAGGCGGUUGCGGCGGCUGCCGAGUAUUCGGGGCUACGAGUGGCCAAACAUCCCAACAUGCAAAGCCAGGAAGGGGCAGCUCUUUUGGCACGUAAAUACCAAAUGAACCCAGCAGGCCACCGUCCCGCCAGCCCGGUGUCCACAGACAGCAACAUGAGCAUGGCGGCGGUGCACAGGAGGCCUCCAAAGAAGCAGAAACAACAUCCAGCAGGGAACCACAGACGUGAAGCCUACAACGAAGAUCUCCCACCGCCACCCAUCCCGCCCCCAGCGGUGCUGAAGUCCCCCACACACCCCUCCAAGGUGGGCCUCGAGGGUCGAGGAGUGGUCUCCCCGAAAGGAGGUAGACCAGGAGGAGGAGGAGCAGCGGGAAGUUACAGGCCGAAAGAAGGCUCGGACCCCAGAGCCAGCUCGUCAGAACGCAAGGAGGUCCAGGAGAGACAAAAAGCUCACGGGGCAAAAGGGAGCAAACAUGAUGGCAGUGCCGGACAUAAGAGCCGCCAACAAGCAGGUCCAGAGGACAUUCUGCCCUACAGCCGACCACAGUUCCCAGUGGUCAACAGCACCAGAGACCCCAGCUCGUCCAGCUCCAUGUCCUCCAGGGGCUCGGGGGGCCGGCGGAGAGGCGAGGCGGCCCACAGGAACCCUGCAGACGUCAGCCUCGGCACCACGGGGGCCUUCCACACAGGAAACGAAGAUCUUGAGAUGGUAGAAAGCUGAAGACAAGGAAGAUGUGUUUUGUUGUUUUUCCAAUAUGUCAGUAUUCCACCACCAUGUCAGCUGCCGUCAAUACUGUACAUCCCUCGUCACCGUUUUCCUAAUUUAUCACUUUCUGAGGCGCGCUCGAGGAGGCCAAACACGAAGGAGGAACGUGGUGCGUUCAAGUACACCCCCAGGGUAUUUAUGUUGAAUUCCAAUGCAAUAUGGAGCGUAAUCUUGACAUGUUACUGUAAGAAAGAAGCAGAGAGGGCUGGACUUGUGUGUGUAAAUAAAGGUGUAGUACAUGACGUCCCACAGUGCUACCUCCAAUUUGUCUAAUUUUAUUACGCCAGUAAAUAUAAAUAUUUUAUCAUUUCCAUCCAUGUUGUAAAUUGCAAUAUUAUUUAGCGACCCUGCCCAAGAGCGUACCACUGUGGGAUGAUUUUUUUUUUUUUUUUUGUAAUGCACUGUUAUGUUCCGUGUCGUCGAUGUUUGCUUUUUUUUUGUUUUACUUUGGUUUUAAAAGCACAA
This is a messenger RNA of Entelurus aequoreus (snake pipefish), 6462 nucleotides long. It is a transcript of the gene robo1, whose product is annotated as roundabout, axon guidance receptor, homolog 1 (Drosophila). The record is from RefSeq and is a predicted model, not a curated record. NCBI's taxonomy places the organism in Eukaryota, Metazoa, Chordata, Actinopteri, Syngnathiformes, Syngnathidae. Gene Ontology annotation, molecular function: axon guidance receptor activity; protein binding. Gene Ontology annotation, biological process: Roundabout signaling pathway; axon midline choice point recognition; axon guidance. The transcript is spliced from 29 exons. Bases 1054 to 5952 code for a protein of 1632 amino acids.